Xenopus tropicalis (tropical clawed frog) is the source of this 2407-nucleotide messenger RNA. It is a transcript of the gene gabpa, whose product is annotated as GA binding protein transcription factor subunit alpha. NCBI's taxonomy places the organism in Eukaryota, Metazoa, Chordata, Amphibia, Anura, Pipidae. Gene Ontology annotation, cellular component: nucleus. Gene Ontology annotation, molecular function: DNA-binding transcription factor activity; sequence-specific DNA binding; DNA-binding transcription activator activity, RNA polymerase II-specific. Gene Ontology annotation, biological process: regulation of transcription by RNA polymerase II; regulation of DNA-templated transcription; positive regulation of transcription by RNA polymerase II. The record is from RefSeq and is marked provisional.
GGCCGCGGCUUCAUUUCCGUCGUGUGUGAGGCCGGGGGUGUUUGAAAGAAGAAAGUGCAGGGAAAAAGAGAGCACGAAGCGAGAACUACUUCUAAUAUUGUAGCCAUGACAAAAAGAGAGGCUGAGGAGUUGAUAGAGAUAGAAAUCGAUGGCACAGAGAAGACUGAAUGCACCGAAGAAAGUAUUAUAGAACACACGUAUAGCACAGCAGAGUUUAUAAGUCAGUCUAUCGACAUUAAUGAGCCAGUUGGCAAUCUCAAGAAACUGCUAGAGCCAAGACUUCAGUGUUCGCUAGAUGCACAUGAGAUAUGCCUACAAGAUAUACAGCUCGAUCCUGACCGUAGUUUAUUUGACCAAGGAGUAAAGACCGAUGGAUCAGUACAGCUCAGUGUUCAGGUUAUCUCUCAGCAAGGGCUUGAGCCAAAACUCAACAUCCUGGAAAUUGUGAAGCCUGUGGAGACCGUAGAAGUGGUAAUUGACCCAGAUGCCCAUCAAGAUGCAGUGGAAGCCGAACUUGUGGAGGAGGCACAAGUGAUAACUCUGGAUGGGUCAAAACAUAUAACAACGAUGUCCGAUGAAACAUCCGAGCAAGUAACCCGGUGGGCAGCAGCACUGGAAGGCUACAGGAAGGAGCAAGAACGCUUAGGCAUUCCAUAUGAUCCACUUCAGUGGUCUGUUGAUCAGGUUCUUCAUUGGGUGCUUUGGGUAAUGAAAGAAUUCUGUUUGACUGAAAUAAAUGUGAACUCCCUCGGUAUAACAGGAAGAGAACUCUGCAACCUUAACCAAGAAGAUUUCUUCCAAAGAGUCCCCAGAGGAGAAAUUUUGUGGAGUCAUUUGGAGCUUCUUAGGAAAUAUGUUUUGGCAAGCCAGGAACAUGGAGGUGAAAUUGCGACCGUUACCAUUGAUCAGCCUGUACAAAUUAUACCAGCAUCAAUCCAACCAACAGCACAAACAACCAUUAAAGUAAUAAACAGUCAAACCAAAGUAGCAAAAAUACAAAGGACGCCGCGCAUUUCUGGGGAAGACAGAAGUUCACCGGGAAACAGAACGGGAAACAAUGGUCAGAUUCAACUAUGGCAGUUUCUUUUAGAAUUGCUCACUGACAAAGAUGCUAGAGACUGUAUUUCAUGGGUUGGUGACGAAGGAGAAUUCAAACUGAACCAGCCAGAACUGGUGGCACAAAAAUGGGGACAGCGAAAAAACAAACCCACCAUGAAUUAUGAGAAACUUAGCCGUGCUUUACGGUAUUACUAUGAUGGCGACAUGAUCUGUAAAGUUCAAGGCAAGAGGUUUGUUUAUAAGUUUGUUUGUGAUCUGAAGACCCUCAUUGGCUACAGUGCAGCAGAACUGAGUCGGUUGGUGGCAGAAUGUGAACAAAAGAAAAUGGCAAAGAUGCAAUUACAUGGCAUUGGGCAGCCUAUGACUGCGGUGGCACUAGCUACUGCUUCACUUCAGACAGAAAAAGAAUAAUUUGGCUCUGCAGAAACUCAAACUGAUACUUUCCAUCUGUACAUUGCAGGAUCCUCAUUUAUGGGAUUCUGAUGCAUUUUUACUUUCAGACCUCACAGUAUAAGGCAUGAUUUUGUUUUUUUCGACAGAGGACUUGGAAUUCAGUACACUUGGAUCUUGUAAUUCUUCGGGUAACACGUUUGUUUACAGUGGCCCCUCAUUCAAGAAGCAUGGCAUAUUUUCCACAUGAACUUAAUGAACUCGGCUCUUUGUAGUGAGGUUAAGCCUUCUGUUCUUUUCCACCAUAAAAAUCAUUUCCAUCUUCAUUAAGAAAGCCUUUCCUGAUCCUAAAGGGUCCCAUGGGGUUUAUUUUGUGCUUUAUUAAUUAGCAUACUGCAGAAUACGGAUUCCCCAUUUGGCAAAUAUCUAUGUUUUAAAUACGGAAGUGUUUCUUUAAGUACAUAUGUCAGAUAUGCGGCAAGCUAUGGCUGUCUCUCUGACUAACAUUGUGUCCAUCAGUCGAACCAGUGACCGACAUUGUGAGCUAGAAUUGAAUGCACACCCCUAGUACAGCAGAGCACACCUUUACUUGGCCUCAGGUCAGAGGCUACUAUCUGUCUGAGCAGUUGUCUGCUGGUCACGUGACAGACUUUAGAAAGGCAGAACCAACAGGGCACGUUUUAGGGUUAUACGUUGGGAUUUUAGUAAAAUAUGCAGAUAGAAAAUAUUAAGAAGUUUUGGUUUUUUUUUACAUUUUUGGAAGCCACAACCUUUAUGAUCUUGAUUUAUAACUGGUUGUCCCUUCCCAUUUCCUUCUUUAUUUUUGUUUUUGUUCCCUGAAUAUUUGGACUAUUUGCUUACUGUUGACCAUACAAUACAUGUAUAUAUUUUUGAAUGUUGUCCUACAAAUGCUGGAACAUUACAGAGGGCAGUAAAAAUAAACUGCUUCAAUAUGUUG